AUGACAUGUGACAGGAUCGGCAUUGAGGUUGAAGCCUCUUUCAUGCCUCCAAUACUUGACGAAGAGGAUCUCAAAGGAUACAAAUCACAACUUGUUGAUCACUACUAUUUGGUAGUGGACGUCGAUUGUGAAUGGAAAGAGGAAGAUGUCUUCGUCGAUCGUGAUCUAUUAUUGAAUGAUGACCAUCAAGAUCAAUUAUCCGUGAUAUUAUUGGGUAAAAUUGAUGUCCCAGCGGGUUUUGAGUCUUCAUAUGAUGAUAUUGGGGCUGAGUUGAACUUUGCGCCUGCUACUAAAUCAUCCAUUGAGGCUUUGGAGGUUAUUAAAGUUGAAGAAGGCUAUGCUAAGCAGCCGUGUGCAGGUAAAAUUGAUGUCCCAGCGGGUUUUGAGUCUUCAUAUGAUGAUAUUGGGGCUGAGUUGAACUUUGCGCCUGCUACUAAAUCAUCCAUUGAGGCUUUGGAGGUUAUUAAAGUUGAAGAAGACUAUGCUAAGCAGCCGUGUGCAGUUUGCUUCGAGGAACUCUUGAGUGGUAGUGAAGCAAUUCUGUUGCAUUGUUCCCAUGUUUAUCAUUGUGGGUGCAUUCGUAAAUGGUUUAAAAUGACUAAUUGA
Populus euphratica (Euphrates poplar) is the source of this 606-nucleotide messenger RNA. RefSeq lists its product as uncharacterized. The transcript is spliced from 4 exons. Gene Ontology annotation, cellular component: cytoplasm. The record is from RefSeq and is a predicted model, not a curated record. Bases 1 to 606 code for a protein of 201 amino acids. Gene Ontology annotation, biological process: protein ubiquitination. Gene Ontology annotation, molecular function: ubiquitin protein ligase activity. NCBI's taxonomy places the organism in Eukaryota, Viridiplantae, Streptophyta, Magnoliopsida, Malpighiales, Salicaceae.